This is a messenger RNA of Marasmius oreades (fairy-ring Marasmius), 2865 nucleotides long. RefSeq lists its product as uncharacterized. Gene Ontology annotation, molecular function: ATP hydrolysis activity; ATP binding; ABC-type peptide transporter activity. The transcript has 24 exons. NCBI's taxonomy places the organism in Eukaryota, Fungi, Basidiomycota, Agaricomycetes, Agaricales, Marasmiaceae. Bases 1 to 2865 code for a protein of 954 amino acids. Gene Ontology annotation, cellular component: fungal-type vacuole; membrane. Gene Ontology annotation, biological process: transmembrane transport. The record is from RefSeq and is a predicted model, not a curated record.
AUGAAGGAAGAGCUCAAAGCAUCUGUCGUGUUCAGUUCAAUCACUAUUUUCGACAGUUUUCGAACACAGUGUGACGUUCUCAUUACUCUCUUAACGAGACUUAUCGUAGCGAAAGUUUCGCUUGACCGUGUUGACGACUUCCUCGUUGGGACAGAACUCCUGGACGCGUACACACCGAAUAUAACGUAUAGAGAAAACCAAGAUGUGGUUCCGCGUGACGAGAUUGCGAUUCAUGAAGCUUUGUUUACGUGGACUGCAGAAGUCAGCACGGAGUCGGCCGCGGCUCAAUCAUCGCCUUCUGAAACGGAGAGGAGAUUUGUGCUUAAGGUUGACCAGGAGACGUUGCGGUUCAAGAAAGGAUGUUUGAAUUUGAUUGUGGGACCUACUGGAUCUGGGAAGACGUCGCUCUUGAUGGCAUUGCUUGGCGAGAUGCAUUAUAUUCCUGUUGCUAAGGACUCGUAUGUCAGUCUUCCACGAGCGGGAGGUGUCGCAUAUGCGGCUCAGGAGUCUUGGGUGCAGAAUGAGACUAUUCGGGAAAACAUUAUAUUCGGUUCACCUUUCGACGAGGAGCGAUACAAGAAAGUUAUCUAUCAAUGCGGGUUAGAACGAGACCUCGCAUUGUUUGAGGCUGGAGAUAGAACCGAGGUCGGGGAAAAGGGGAUUACGUUAAGUGGUGGGCAGAAGACGAGGCUUACACUUGCGAGGGCUGUUUAUUCCAAUGCGGAGAUUCUGUUGUUGGAUGAUGUGUUGGCUGCGCUUGAUGUUCAUACCGCAAAGUGGAUUGUAGACAAGUGCUUUAAGGGUGAGUUUCUCCAGGGAAGGACAGUUUUGCUCGUCACCCAUAAUAUUCCUCUAACCGCAUCGCUCGCGGACUUCGUCGUGUCUGUCAAGGAUGGGAGGAUCAUGUCGCAAGGAUCUCUUGACGUUGCGCUGCAGAAUGUCGAAUCGUUGGUUGAAGAAGUGGAGAGAAAAACGGUCGAAUUGAAGAAUGAAGAGGAAAAGGAGGAGGAGGAAGAGUCAUCAGCGUCCUCCGAGGACGUUCCUGAUGGGAAGUUGAUAGUGGCGGAGGAAGUUCAAUAUGGGCAGGUUGGAUCGUCCUCUGCUAAGAUGUACGGCUAUGCAUUUGGAGGAAACCAUGCGAUACUGACGAUUGGAACGUGCGUUGGCGGUUUAUUAACUGUAGGUGGGUUGAAUGUGCUUCAGACGUGGUAUUUGGGAUAUUGGGCGAGACAGUAUGAAGUUCUUCCUCCAUCGAGUGUUCCCGUGUUUUUCCAUUUCGAGAUAUAUGGCCUGAUAUUGUUAGCUGCAGCGCUUAUAUCCGCCUUCACUUAUGCGUUCCAUGCAGUUUUGGCCGUUAGAGCCUCAAGGACCAUUCACAUCAGGCUCAUGCAGUCGGUCUUGACAACUACCCUCAGAUGGCUGGACAUUACCCCCGUUUCUCGCAUCCUGACUCGUUGCACCGGCGACAUCAAUACCGUCGACUCUAGACUUCCAAAUAUGUUGCAAGAACUCGGAGUGUUGGGAACUAGGAUGAUCACCCAGCUGAUUGCUUUGGUAAUAUACACGCCGAUCUUCAUACCACCAGCUGUCGUGUUAGUGCUGCUUGGGAAGUGGUGUGGGGAUCUGUUCGGUCGGGCUGUUCUGUGUAUUCGUCGUGAACAGUCAAACUCCAAAGCUCCGGUUCUUGCUCAGUUCGAGGGUGCACUCGCUGGUAUCGUUUCCGUUCGAGCGUACGGAGCUGAGGAGGCCUUCGAAGCGGAGCUACGCCGUCGAGUUGAUGCGAACGUCAGGAUAACUCGGACGUUCUAUAACGUAGGAAGAUGGAUGCCCACUCGAAUUGAAUUUCUCGCGGCGGUGUUUUCCGCGAGCCUUGCGGGUUACCUCGUCUACUUCAGCAACGUUAGUGCUUCAGCUGCCGGGUUUACUUUGAACAUGGCCGUCACCUUCACUGGAGCGAUUCUGUUCUUUAUUUUCACGUGGAACGAACUGAAGUCUUCAGCCAAUAGCUUGGAACGUAUUGACGGAUACCUCAACAUCGAGAGAGAACCUGGAGCUUCGAGCACUGGCGAACCCCCUGCGUACUGGCCGGCAAGUGGUGAUCUGAGAGUAGAAAACCUCUCUGCGCGGUAUAGCCCGGAUGGCCCCAAAGUCUUGCACAACCUUUCCUUCCAUAUCAGGUCUGGCGAGCGCAUAGGAGUCGUUGGUCGUACCGGUUCUGGAAAGAGUUCUCUCACGUUGUCACUCCUCAGGUGCAUCUAUACUGAGGGAGACGUGUACUACGACAGCAUUAACACUACCGUUCUCAAUCUCGAUGCGUUGAGGUCGAAGAUAACUAUCAUCCCUCAAAUGCCCGAACUACUCAGCGGAACGCUCCGUCAAAACCUAGAUCCGUUUGGCGAACACGAUGAUGUAACGCUCAACGACGUUUUACGCUCAUCGGGACUUUUUGCGCUGCAGAAGACAAACGACCAGGAUAAACUGACCUUGGAUUCUGGGAUUUCAAGCGGAGGGACUAACCUCUCCGUGGGUCAACGGCAGAUCCUUGCUCUUGCUAGGGCAAUUCUGAGGAAGAGUAAACUCUUGAUCCUAGAUGAAGCUACUUCCGCCAUCGAUUAUGAAACGGAUGCUAUCAUUCAACAAUCGCUACGGAAUGAAUUAGGUUCGGACACCACAGUGAUCACCGUCGCUCAUCGUCUGCAAACGAUUAUGGAUGCUGAUAGAAUUAUGGUUUUGGAUGCGGGUCGUAUCGUCGAAUUUGACACGCCUCGGGAAUUAUUGAACCGUGAAGGUGGGGUGCUGAAGGCGCUUGUUGAAGAAUCAGCAGAUAAGGGCGUCUUGAUUGAUAUGGCGGUUGAGGGGAGGUGA